Messenger RNA from Pseudoliparis swirei, 1425 nucleotides. RefSeq names its product sclerostin domain containing 1a (gene sostdc1a). Gene Ontology annotation, molecular function: BMP binding. Lineage: Eukaryota; Metazoa; Chordata; Actinopteri; Perciformes; Liparidae. The record is from RefSeq and is a predicted model, not a curated record. The transcript is spliced from 2 exons. Bases 1 to 657 code for a protein of 218 amino acids. Gene Ontology annotation, biological process: negative regulation of Wnt signaling pathway; negative regulation of BMP signaling pathway.
AUGCACCUGAGCGCGUGCGACUCGUGCCAGUCCCUGGUGGUGCUGUGCGUCCUACUGAGGAGCUGCCAGGCCUUCAGGAACGACGCCACGGAGCUGCUGUUCUCGCGCGUGACCGCGCCGCAGCCGGUGCCCCCGGUGGUUCAAAGCAACGUGACCCUGAACCGCGCGCGCACCGGCGGGCGAGGAGCGACCGGCGGGGCGCGCGACAGAGGAGAGCGAAGCCAAAUCGGAUGCCGAGAGCUGAGGUCCACGAAGUACAUCUCCGACGGCCACUGCACCAGCAUCAACCCCAUCAAGGAGCUGGUGUGCGCCGGCGAGUGCCUCCCAGCUCAGAUGCUCCAAAACUGGAUCGGCGGCGCCUACAGCCGGAAGCUGUGGGGUCGCCGCGGCGGCCAGGAAUGGCGGUGCGUCAACGACAAGACCCGCACCCAGCGCAUCCAGCUGCAGUGCCAGGACGGCAGCGCGAGAACGUACAAAAUCACCGUGGUCACCUCGUGCAAGUGCAAGAGGUACUCGAGGCAGCACAACGAGUCGGGCGACAAGUUCGGGGAGCCGGCCCUGUCGCCGCCGCAGCUCCUGCACAAGCACAAGUCCAAGAGCAAGAGGAGGCCCGGGAAGAACCGGCUCAGCGAGAACUGGCCCGACGCCGAACCCUAAAGACUCUCUUCAAGCUCUCUGAAAGAAACCCCACGUGGCACCUGCCGGAGUCCAGAGGAUGUGGAUUAUCUUCUGAAGGGGACUUCAUUUAGGUUGGAGCAUGGUUCCUCGCUAUGAUGGAGAACUCCAGAGGGCAUGCUGAGGAACUUUUAUGGGUCAAAGAUAAUGUGAACAGAGCCGGGGAGCCCAGAACCAACACACGUUGUCCCCGCCAUAUACGCUCCUAUAUAUUCAUUUUAUACAGCAGAUGGAGAUCCGCAGUCUAGAAACCAACACCAGUAAACACCAAAACAACCUUCUUUUGUGUAAAUACUUUGUACAUAUAUCAAAACUCUUACUUGCCUUGUGUAUAAAAUUGUACUAUGUGAGAUUUAUGAUGUAUGAUGUAAUAUAUUUUCCCGCGGCAAUGUAUAAUAUGGUAUGUCGGUUGGUAAAAGUGGCGUCAGCAUGCGGGUGAAAUCUGGAACAAAGCUUUGUUAUCAAUGAGUCUUGUAAUAACUUUAUAUGAAAUAAAUAUCACCUUUUUUAUCACAUGUAUUGUCACUGGAGGCUUUACUGGGUUCAGUUUGCCAUAAACUCUAAUAAUGAUGUUUUAUAGACGGCAGACAUUAAGACUUAAAACUGGCAAUGAAGUUCUAAUGUUGGCUAAGAUACUAUUUUUUUUUUUAAAUGACACAUUCUUCAUUUUAAAUAAUGGAUAAAUACAUACGUGUAUGAAUUGACUUGUCUUAAUUGUGCACUACAAACGUUUUAAAAAGACUAUUUUGG